AGAAGGGUAGAUCACGUGACCAACUGACUUACCUGUCAAUGGCGUCGCGAGUUCAGUUGGAGUGUUUCACCUGUAACUUGUCAACUUUUAAACUAAACCGAACAACCGGAAUCGGACACCAACAACAUCAACAAGUUGUCUCCCGACCCCAUUCCCCAUCAUAGUUAUUGCCAUUACCUUUCAUUUUUAAUUCAUUUCAGUCAACACCAUUCAAACUUUAUACAGGAAAGAAAAAGACACUCCCAAACUGACAACGUCUAAUCUGCGAUCAGAGAACGAGAAAAUGGGCCAGAAAAGAUGGCCUAUGAUUCUUGACUGGAUCCUCUUACAUAUUCUCGUCAUCUCUUGGUGUCCAUUGAUUUGUUGGGCUGAACUUGUGAAAUGCAGAGAACCUUAUGGUCGAAGUGAGUUGGAGAAGCGUCACGUCAUGACCCACACUACUUACGGAACGGUUGAAGGUUUUUCCAUACCAGUUCAUAACACGCUUCUUAGAGACAGAAGAGUGAAUGUCUUUCUUGGCAUUCCUUAUGCCAAAAGACCUACCGACAAGGACCACAAAGAAUUUCGCUUCAAGAUUCCUGACGAACCAGAAUGGGACGGUGUGUGGGAUGCUACGAAAUACCGCCCUGCCUGUCCACAGGCUCCAUGGUAUGCCCGUGAAACUAUCCCCAACUUUCACGAGAUGGAUGAAGACUGCCUUUAUUUGAAUAUUUUUACUCCAAAUGCUUCAUCACAACAAGGUACCAUACAUCAAGAUGGCUGGGGCCAAAUCAACAGGCCCCUCUACCCUGUCCUUGUGUUCAUUCACGGUGGGGGAUUUGUCAUGGGGACAUCUCAGCAAUACCCUGGUUUGUUCUUGGCUGAACGCAACGUUGUUGUCAUCACAAUGAACUAUCGACUGAAUGCCCUUGGUUUCUUGAGUACCGAAGACCAAUUGGCACCUGGGAACUAUGGAAUGUGGGACCAGGUGCGUGCACUGCUUUUCAUCAAGAAUAACAUCAGGAACUUCCAAGGUGACCCGAACAAGAUCACCAUAGCUGGUCAUGAUGCAGGCGCUGCAAGCGUGGGAAUACAUUUACUCUCACCUCAGUCACAAAUUGAUGGUGCCCUGCAGGGCAACAUCCGCUCAAUUCUUCCCAGACCUCCCAAGGAAAUGAGGGAAGAGAGAAGGUUUCAAAGAAUCAAAGUUUUGGCAGGAAUCGUUGAAGACGAAGGAGCAUAUUUCAUACCCAAUUAUUUUGGACUUGAAGAUGGAAUACAACCGGCCGAGUUUCAAAACCUAAUUUACGAAUUUGUGGUGGAGAGGAAUGCAACCAAUCAAGAGAGGUCCUUGGAGAGCCUGGAAUUUGAAUACACUUAUUAUGAAGACCCCAAAAAUAUAACUGGUAUUCGGAACCGUUCGAUUGCACUGAUGUCGGACUAUAUGUUUGGGUCUGGUGUCGAUGAAGUUGUCAAAUACCAUGCAAGAUAUAACGCGACCUACUUCUAUGUCUUCAGAUACAAGUCACAUUACGAUUAUCUUCCACCAUGGAGAGGAGUUGCUCAUGGUCAGGACUUGCAGUACGUGUUCGGCUUCCCUUACUUCUCGCGGUGCUACAGUAAGAUCACUGGAAUCUACCCACGCCAAGACUACUCAGUGGAUGACAUUGAAAUGAGUAAUUACAUGAUGACAGUGUGGACUAACUUCACUCUACAUGGGGCCCCAACUCCAUCCAGAGAUGAUCUAAAAUAUUUCCGGGAUGUUUACUGGCCCCCAUUCCAGUGGAACAAUCAGAGUUAUAUGAUCAUUGACAACCAUACAAGAGUAAGUUUUCGGUAUCGACAGCAAGAAUACAUGUUUUGGACGGAUUAUUUCCCUAAAGUCUCCUUAAAAUUUUGCCAAGGAUCUCCUGUUGUCAAGAUAGAAUCUGAAAAGAUGACCACUUUCAUGAAGACCACCUGGGCACUAGUUGUGAUCAAUGCCAUUCUUCUCAUCAUUCUCUUGGCUUUUUCGAUCACCAUUUGCCGGCUACAUCGGCAGAAGGGUUUCUGAAACCACUAGAUGUAUUUUGGCAGCAAAAUGUCCUCAAAUCAUACCCUGCUAGCUAUAAGGCCAAAAAAUAAAAAAAAUAAAAAAACAGAGAGAGAGAAAAAAGGGGGAAAUUGAACAAUAUCUUAGAUAAACAAGAAAAACAUGGGCUGGUCACAUCUUGAUUGUCUGUGGAUAAUGUUGAUAAUAACAACAGUUAUCCAUGUAUUUAUUUUGUUGACCAAUCUUGUGUACCAUAUACACUUGCUUUCCUUGAGAAAGUUUUCUACAGUGACAGGUUUAUCUGACUGCCCAGUUGUCUGGUUGGUCACUUGCGAAACAGUGUAACAUCUUGUGAAUAUAAUUCUUUCUUUUCAAUCCAAAUACAAAAAAAAAAUUAAAAAAAUUCAAAACUCGAAAUCAGUAUAAUAAUAAUAACAGCAAUAAUAAUAAUAAUAAUAAUAAUCACAGCAACCAAGUAUCAAAGCUUAUAAUAUAUGGAAAGAGAUGCUGUGAGACCUGACAACAGGCCGUUGUCUGCUCUCACAGAAUCAACCAGAGCAAACGACCAAGUGCUUUGAGAAGUAUAACAAUAAUGAUAAUAACUAGUAGGACCCAUGGAAAUUCCACAGAGCGAAAAAGAUUAAGAGAAGCUACUCAAGAAAGAAAGGAUGAUUUUUAUUUUAUAAUGUAUUUCGCUUCCAGUUAGAAUAAUAGAUUAUAUGAUUUUAAAAUUUCCCUCUGCUAAGCACUUUACAUUUCUCUCUUUCUAUUCACCUCUCACUUCCACCAGUCAUACGAGUGACAGCAUAAUGCAUUGACUGGCUAUCUGGUCUCUCACUUCUCCUCCUCCUCUCUUACAAACUAAAGCGUAAAGUAUGAACGAGCAGGUAGAAGAAGAAUAUUAUAGAUUCAGUUCAAUAGAAAAAUAUUCUUUUCACUAUCAACACACCACCAUCUUUAUCACUAUAGUUUUCAAUGUAUCUCUAUUCUGACAAUACAAAUGCUAUCUGCCCCUCUCUCUCUCCCCCCAAUAUAACUGCCUCCCUUGUCCAUCUUUCUCUAUCUGCCAUUCGUUAACUUCACCACCCAGAGCAUCACCCUCUACUAAAGAUUGUAUCCUAAACAUAUCUCUUUACCUUUCCUUCACCACUUUAAUAAUAAUAAUAAUAAUAAUAAUAAUAAAAGUACUGAUGAUGAUACUAUCAAUAAUAACUUGCGUCCUUGACAUUGUGUUGGCAUAUACACCAUUGCAAGGACUGCAAUUCUCUAAUUUUACUCUGCUCUUUUCGCCUAUUGUCUCCGCCAUGGGAACCUUAAUGCAGCUAAAUCUCUGUUGGAUCAUAUUCCUAUCUUGGGGGAAUGUAUAUUAGAAAACCCAGGCUUCCAGAUGAGGCAGGAAUGGCCUAGAGGUCUUUUGGUGAGAAGUUUUUUUGAUCGAGACUGACCUGGGGCCAAGCAAUAACAAUGACAACAACUUUAUUGGUAUACAUAUAAGCCAACAAGAGGAACCUCUUUGCUGACACACGAACUGCUAGAAAUAGCAACCAGAUCUCAAACGUUGGAUAAUGUUGUCCAGAAAAUACUGCAUCUUAAAAAAAAGAUAAUAGAACAAAAAUCUUUUAUUUAUAAAUCUGGUCUGUCCUGGUCUAGUCUUGAACAAUCAGCAGUUUCAUUGUUUAGCAACAACAACAAUAAUAACAAUAAUAGACCAACAGCAGCAGACUUUGCAGGGGACUUUGCAGGGGACAAACUCAACCUGCUCCCUGACUUUUACACUGUCCCUUUUGUCAUUAGAAUACACAGAAUUGUCCUCAGUCGAGUAGGAACAUGGUGAGUUUGGCUGCCUGGAUUUCUGUUUGUUCUUAUGGGUCUUGGUCUGCUUAAUCCAGACUGACCAAUGGCAAUUACUAUUCAGCUUCUUUUUUUUUUAUAUAUAUAUUUUAUGUAUAGUUUUUUUUUUAUUUGAAUACUAGCUUUAUUUGAAAUGACGACACUUUGAGUGCAACCAAAGGUGAGUGUGAGUAAAAACGGAUUACUUGAGUGUAAUAUGAGACAAUGAUUGCUGACUAUGAGUGAAAAUAGAGUUUAGAUAUUGAUUACAUGAGUGUAACUUGAACUGAAGUACUGAUCACUUUAACCCUUUUGUUACCAUAUUUAUGUUGAAAUACACUAUUUUUGUUACAAUUAAAUUUGAAAAUAUUGAAGUGUUUUGUAAAAUAAUCUUGUUGGUAUUUGGAACACUAACAUGAAAUUUUGAUGGAAGAUCACUUUAACCCUUUUGUUACCAUAUUUCUUUUGAAGUACGCACUGCCUUUGUUUCAGUUAAUUUUGAAAAUAAUGAAUUUAGUAAAAUUAUUUUGUUGCUAUUAAGCUUGGUCUUUUGGAACAAAUUAUUAUGAAACUUCCAUAGAAGAAUGUUUACACUUAGAUCACUUUAACCCUUUUGUUACCAUACUCCUGUUGAAAUGCAUUGCCUUAGCUGUAACUUGAUACAGUGCAAGUGAGUGUUUUUUGAACUGCUGAUUGCUUUCGUUUUGUAAUAGACAGCUAUCAUGCAGAAGAUGCCAGCUUCCAAAUCCUGUUUUCUGAUUAAGUAAAAUUGAUUAAACUUUAAACUUUAGUAACAUUUUUCUGCAAUUUUUCUGGAAAAAAUAAACAACAAAAUCGGAGUUAAUGCAGAAAAUUAUUUCAAUGUAUCAAAUUUGAAUAUUUUGACAUGAUUUUAAAAUUUCACAAUAUGUGACAGCAACAGGGAAGACCCUACAAAAGUAGAGAGAGACAAGCAAUUAUAGGACGUCUCUGUCUCACACACACACACACAUGAUUUACAAACGUACACAGCAUUGCAUGUAUAUCCCUGAAUGACAGCUGCAUUAACGUUAUCGUUGUACUGUCACUCCAUAUUUGUCGCUUACAUAACUUUGUUCUCCCCUUCCCUGAUAUCAGUGACCCUCACUAUGCCACCAUGUUUCUCUCACACUAACACUCUUGCACUCUUCUCAUUUUAUCAAAUAGUAGCCCAACCCCACUAGGGGGCCCAUAAUAGAUUUUUAUUGAAAUUCAGUUAGCCUAUAAUUGAACUGGAUGUUAGCUUAACAUGUAUGCAAAGUUUCAUUAAGAUUGGUUUACUGGUGUAGGCAGCAAGAUGGUAACAGACAGAAAUUGCCAUUUAUGUAUAAAAUAUGUAUAUAUAUAUAUAUAUAUAUAUGUAAUAUAUGUGUGCCCAAAUCUAGUAUCAAGCAAAAUACCUUCUGGUGUUAGAUUAUAUCCCCAUUCACAGGUUGGCUCUGCCUUUCAAGAUUCCAAAGUUAAUAAAGUUUGUACCUGUUUACAAUUACUUACUACUUUAUUGAAUAUGUUGUCCCAGCAUGACCACACUGAUUGAAACUAGUAAGGUUUAAAAGAGUAAAGUCUUGUGAAUAUAACAGCGACAUUCUUAUCAUUAACCCUCUUCUGCUAAUUAAUAAUCUUUCACAAAUCAUUGGUACAUAUACUUUCAACGAAUCUCUUAUUGUAUAUCCAUUGUAAUUACUUUUGUAAUUAUUUUUGUAAAAUAUUAAAAAUAUAAA
Molecule: messenger RNA, 5580 nt
Organism: Octopus bimaculoides (California two-spot octopus)
Lineage: Eukaryota; Metazoa; Mollusca; Cephalopoda; Octopoda; Octopodidae
Product: cholinesterase
Source: RefSeq, a predicted model, not a curated record